AAGUUCUGCCUUCCCUUCUCCUUCUGGUAUCUCCUGUACCCCCAAAAUUUCCCCUCCUCCCGUACCCUCCCCGGCCCCCUCCUUUGGGGGCCCAGUGACCCUGAAUGUGGGGGGCACACUGUACUCCACCACUUUGGAGACCCUCACCCGCUUCCCAGACUCCAUGCUGGGGGCCAUGUUCAGGGCGGACACUCCCCUGCCGGCCAGCCUCAGCCCCCAAGGGGGGGGCCAGUACUUCAUCGAUAGGGAUGGCAAGGCCUUCCGCCACAUCCUCAAUUUCCUGCGCCUGGGCCGCCUGGACCUACCCCGUGGCUACGGAGAAACUGCGCUUCUCAAAGCUGAAGCCGACUUCUACCAGAUCCGGCCUCUCCUGGAUGCCCUGCGGGAGCUGGAGGCUUCUCGGGGGACCCCGGCCCCCACAGCCGCCCUGCUGCAUGCCGACGUGGAUGGCAGCCCCCGCCUGGUGCACUUCUCUGCCCGCAGGGGUCCACACCACUACGAGCUGAGCUCUGUGCAGGUGGAUACCUUCCGGGCCAACCUUUUCUGCACCGACCCUGAGUGUCUAGGCGCCCUGCGGGCCCGAUUUGGAGUAGCUGAGGCGGACAGGGCAGAGGAGGGAGGCCCACAUUUCCACCUGGAAUGGGCCCCUCGCCCGGCAGAGCUCCCCGAAGCCGAGUAUGGAAGACUGGGGCUGAAGCCACUGUGGACCGGGGGACCAGGGAACCCACGGGAGGUGGUGGGCACGUCGAGCUUCCUGGAAGAGGUGUUGCGGGUGGCCCUGGAGCACGGCUUCCGCCUGGACUCUGUCUUCCCUGACCCUGAAGACCUGCUCAAUUCCCGCUCUCUGCGAUUCAUCCGGCACUGAAGACGGCAGCCCUGAGCUCCACAG
This is a messenger RNA of Ochotona princeps (American pika), 889 nucleotides long. It is a transcript of the gene KCTD11, whose product is annotated as potassium channel tetramerization domain containing 11. NCBI's taxonomy places the organism in Eukaryota, Metazoa, Chordata, Mammalia, Lagomorpha, Ochotonidae. The record is from RefSeq and is a predicted model, not a curated record. Bases 164 to 865 code for a protein of 233 amino acids. Gene Ontology annotation, biological process: protein homooligomerization; positive regulation of neuron differentiation. The transcript has a single exon.